Molecule: messenger RNA, 1095 nt
Organism: Penicillium verrucosum
Lineage: Eukaryota; Fungi; Ascomycota; Eurotiomycetes; Eurotiales; Aspergillaceae
Exons: 1
Coding region: 1-1095 (364 amino acids)
Source: RefSeq, a predicted model, not a curated record
AUGGGUCGGCCAAGAGUCUCUCGGCCCGCUCAUAACACCACCUCAACGGGUGCCGGCGACAGACAUGCGAAGCAUACAGCUAAACGACGGGCGGUCCGGUCCGGACAACAACGUACCACCAACAACAACUUAACGCCCGUUGAACAUGUGGAUCAUGUUGAUCCGGCAUCUAGUGAACCUCCCGAGAACCCUGAACCCGUUCUCGGCCUUCUGGAUCCUUCCAUUCUCCCUCAAGGUACAUACGCACGCAAUGAGCCUGCACUCGGAGACUGGCAGGUAGCGCAAGCUAAGCCCUGGUCAGCCAUACCUGGAGAGAAUGUGGACUGGUAUUUACAAUUAUAUUCUUCCGACUUCACCAAUCCACCCAACGACGACGUGACAGUUGGGCAUGCCCAAUCAUAUAAUCCAGUGGACCCCCGACACCGAUACAAAGGAGGGGGUUCAGAUCACUCCGAUUCUGGGAUGGGGAUGUCGGAAAAGGCAACCCCGGUGAAGAUCGGCAUGGAUGAGCUUCUGCGGUUGCAGUGCCAUUUGAACGCUCUGUUGACAGGCGCGAGUGAAUCAGCGACACCCCACCAGCCGGCCCUGGAUGAAGUUCUGGUCGCAUGUAAAGAUCUGUUAGAGUUGCUUCCAGGUCGCCAAUCGGACUCCAGUGGACCACCUACUCCCGGGAAUCCUGUGGACAACUCUUGUCGCCCCGCAUUAGACCCACUGAGGAUAAACUACAUUGCUGUACUGCAGGUAGCUACGUCUUACGCAUAUGCCCUGCAGCUGCUGGAUCUCGCCGUUGAUAAUCUCAAGCCCCAAGCUGGGAACUUGGCGCUAGUCAGCUUGGGCAUUUUCAAUCUUGCGUCACAACCGGCAAUGAGCACUUCCGUGAGGGCUUACAUGAUCUUCAACAUGGUUCAUCAACUGCGCGACGCUAUCAGCCUCCUGACGCCUGAACACGGGGGAAGGCCGUCAUCCCAUCUAUCAUCCACAGACGGGUCACAAGUAGCCACUACAACAAAUUCGAUACAGGCUGCUGUGUAUAUGGUGUAUGAGAUGGAGACAUCGUUACUCGAGAAGUUGUCACAAGUUAUGAACAGUCCAUAG